AUGGGUGCUUGUAUUAGUCUAGUUAAACCUAGUAAGAAUGACCCUGAAGUGCAACGAAGCAAGAGCAUAGACAAGCAGAUCAAGGCAGAUGAGAAAAAGAUGAAGAGUGAAGUCAAAGUGCUAUUGUUAGGAGCGGGAGAAUCUGGAAAGUCAACUUUGAUAAAGCAGUUACGUUUGCUCCAUGCUUCAGGAUUUGAUGAUAGCGAAAGAGAAAGUUAUCGAAUCGUUGUAUUUUCAAACAUCAUUAUGGAAAUGCAAACAAUAUUUGAAGCUAUGCAGUUAUUAAGUAUACCUUUUGAGCAUGAGUCCAAUGCACAAUAUAUGCCUUUAAUACAAGAUGUCAGACAAUUAGGACAACGAGAACCAUAUCCAGCGUCAUUUUUAGAACCAUUAAAAAUUCUUUGGGCAGAUGCCGGUGUACAACGCGCGAGAAGUGAAGCCAACACCAUGUUUGCGUUACACGACAAUGCAAUCUAUUUCUUUUCACAACUAGACAGAUUCUGGGAACCUGGAUAUAUGCCAACAGAUCAAGAUAUUGUUAGGUGUAGAGCUAAAACCACAGGAAUUGUCGAGACAACGUUCCAUAUCGGACCUUUAACCUACCGCAUGUUUGACGUUGGCGGACAAAGGAGUGAGCGGAAAAAAUGGAUACACUGUUUUGAAAAUGUCACAGCUGUUCUAUUCGUGGUAGCAAUCAGUGGUUAUGAUCAAUGCUUAGUUGAAGAUAAGGAUUCAAAUCAAAUGCAUGAGUCGCUCAUGUUAUUUGACAGUAUCUGUAAUUCAGUCUGGUUCAAGAAUACGUCAGUGAUCUUAUUCUUAAACAAGAUAGACAUAUUUAAAAAAAAGAUACGCAUAUCCCCUGUUUCAAAAUGGUUUCCAGACUUUGAAGGCAAUGAUGAUAGUUUUGAUCAAACCGUUGGAUAUUUCAAGAGACGAUUUCACAGGUUAAAUCAAAACAGUAAUAAGCGUUUAUAUAUUCAUUGUACGGACGCGACCGACGGACGUCUCUUAGACAACGUCAUGACAGCAGUAUCUGACAUUAUUUUAAACGAAAACCUCAACACCUUAAUGCUGUAA
Messenger RNA from Rhizopus microsporus ATCC 52813, 1077 nucleotides. RefSeq names its product guanine nucleotide binding protein, alpha subunit. Bases 1 to 1077 code for a protein of 358 amino acids. Gene Ontology annotation, biological process: G protein-coupled receptor signaling pathway. The transcript has 6 exons. The record is from RefSeq and is a predicted model, not a curated record. Gene Ontology annotation, cellular component: heterotrimeric G-protein complex. Gene Ontology annotation, molecular function: GTPase activity; G protein-coupled receptor binding; G-protein beta/gamma-subunit complex binding. NCBI's taxonomy places the organism in Eukaryota, Fungi, Mucoromycota, Mucoromycetes, Mucorales, Rhizopodaceae.